AUGGCGUCCGCCACGCCGUGGGGGGGUUUGGCACAGGCGCAAGGCGCGGCCGGAGCUGUCGACAACUACCCGAAACACCAGGACGAGAAGUAUUCCGAUCGCGAGAAUACGCCGGUGAAUUCGGUCGAGCGUUCUUCUGAGGAUGUGGGGGAGAAGGUACACGACCUUGCGCGGACUCUUACACAGCGUUCCGUAAGACACCCGUCUGGAGACCACAUCAAUCCUUUCGAUGGAACCGAUAAUCCUUUACUGGACCCUCUUUCGGGGAAGUUCAGCCAGAAGGCGUGGGCUAAGAACCUGAUCGGCAUCGAAUCGCGCGAUCCAGAAAGAUACCCAAAGCGAGUCGCCGGUGUUGCUUAUAAGAACCUUGGCGCACAUGGAUUUGGGGAGGCCACCGAUUAUCAGAAGACCUUUGGCAAUUACCCUCUGGAGGCCGCCAGUUUGUUCAAAAGGGCGAUUGGUCGGAGACAGCAAACAAAAAUUCAGAUUCUAAAAGAUUUCGAUGGCUUGGUGCGAAGCGGAGAAAUGCUGGUGGUGCUGGGGAGACCUGGAAGAGAGACAGAGAUUAACUACCAGGGCAUUUCGAUGGAGACGAUGCACAAGGACUUCCGAGGCGAAUGCAUCUAUCAAGCUGAAGUCGACGUACACUUUCCUCAGUUGACAGUUGGACAAACGUUGGAGUUCGCAGCACGAGCGCGGGCACCCAGGAACCGAAUUCCUGGUGUCACCCGGGAGCAAUACGCGAAGCACAUGAGAGAUGUUAUAAUGGCCGUGUUUGGGCUUACCCAUACCCUUAAUACGAAGGUUGGCAACGACUUCGUCCGGGGUGUUAGUGGUGGUGAGCGAAAGCGUGUCAGUAUUGCAGAAGCUGCUCUCGGUGGUAGCCCUCUCCAGUGCUGGGAUAACAGCACCCGUGGUUUGGACAGCGCCACUGCGUUGGAGUUUGUAAAAACACUACGGCUUUCAACGGAAAUGGGAGGCUCCGCAGCUGUGGUUGCCAUCUACCAAGCCUCGCAAUCCAUCUACGACGUUUUUGACAAGGUUGCACUUCUGUACGAGGGACGACAAAUAUACUUCGGCAACAUCCAUAGAGCAAAGGACUUUUUCAUCAACCUCGGUUUUGAAUGCCCAAACCGACAAACCACGGCCGAUUUCCUCACCUCCAUCACCAGUCCAGCCGAGCGUAUCGUGAGGGAAGGUUUCGAAGGCAGGACGCCGUUUACCCCUGAUGAGUUCGCAGCCGUUUGGCAAAAGAGUCCGGAUAGGCAAGAACUCUUGAGAGAAAUCGACGAGUUCGAAGAGCAAUAUCCUAUUGGGGGCGAGCAUCUUGAGAAAUUCAAGGAGUCCCGUAGAGCCACUCAAGCCAAAGCACAGCGUGUAAAAUCCCCCUACACCCUCUCCGUAUCUAUGCAGGUCAAGCUAUGUACCGAUCGUGCGUUCCAAAGGUUACGUGGUGACGCCACGCUCUUCUUCACCAGUCUCUUCGGUCAAGCUGCGUUAUCCUUGAUCAUCAGUUCCGUGUUCUACAAUCUCCAAAAUACCACCGCAACUGUUUACAGUCGAGGUGCCCUGCUGUUCUUUUCCAUUCUUAUGGCGGCUUUUCAAAGUUCGCUAGAGAUUCUAACCCAGUAUGCUCAACGGCCAAUUGUGGAAAAGCAAGCAAAAUAUGCCUUCUACCACCCGUUUUCCGAAGCCAUCGCCUCCAUGAUAUGCGAUAUGCCUAGCAAAAUCGGAACCACCAUUAUUUUUGACCUUGUGGUAUACUUCAUGACCAAUCUUCGGAGAACACCAGAGCACUUCUUUAUAUUCUUCCUGUUUACCUUUGUGUGUACGGUCACCAUGUCGAUGUUCUUCCGCUCCAUUGCUGCUCUAUCUAGGACCCUAUCUCAGGCCAUGGCUCCAGCUGCCGUCUUCAUUCUCGCUUUGGUCAUCUACACCGGCUUUGCUAUUCCUGUCACGGAUAUGAGACCUUGGUUCAGAUGGAUAAAUUACCUGGACCCUGUGUCAUACGCAUUUGAGGCCCUCAUGAUCAAUGAGUUCAGUAAUCGCAAGAUACCCUGUGCUUUGUUUGUACCAACUGGACCGCCGUACAUGAACCUAUCGCCAAACGAGCGUGUCUGCGCAACAACUGGAGCUGCACCUGGUGCAGAUUAUGUCGAUGGAGAUGUUUAUCUUAGGGUCAAUUAUCAAUAUGAACGAGCCCAUCUGUGGAGAAACCUCGGGUGCAUGUUUGCUCUUAUGGCCUUUGGCUGCGCUGUUUACCUACUGGCCGUCGAGUUUAUCUCUGCCAAGAAAUCCAAGGGCGAAGUAUUGCUUUUCAGACGAGGAAAGAUCCCAGAUCUCCCGAAACAAGACAUGGAAUCAAACCUUGACGACCGGCCCAAUGCCGAAAUGGUUCUUUCGAGGACUCAAACCGUCCCCGACGCCCCAGCACAUAUCCAAAAGCAAACCGCGAUCUUCCACUGGGACGGGGUCAAUUACGAUAUCAAGAUCAAGAAAGAACCUCGAAGACUUCUAGAUGACGUUGAUGGAUGGGUGAAGCCAGGAACUUUAACAGCUCUCAUGGGUGUGUCAGGUGCCGGCAAGACAACAUUACUCGAUGUCCUCGCUUCGCGCACGACUAUGGGAGUGGUCUCCGGUGAAAUGCUCGUUGACGGCCGCUUAAGAGACACUGGAUUUCAGAGAAAAACUGGUUAUGUACAGCAACAGGAUCUUCACUUGGCAACAUCAACCGUCAGGGAAGCGUUGGCCUUCAGUGCAGUUCUACGACAACCGAAAACUACGCCACAUGCUGAAAAGAUUGCCUAUGUUGACGAAGUUAUCAAGGUGCUGGAGAUGGAAGCUUAUGCUGAUGCGGUAGUCGGUGUUCCGGGUGAAGGUCUCAACGUUGAGCAGAGGAAGCGACUUACAAUCGGCGUUGAACUUGCAGCCAAGCCAGCGCUCCUUCUCUUCCUUGACGAACCGACAUCUGGUCUAGACAGUCAAACCGCAUGGUCUAUCUGCGCCCUCCUCCGUAAACUUGCCGACAACGGACAGGCUAUUCUCUGCACAAUCCAUCAACCUUCCGCUAUCCUUUUCCAGGAAUUUGACCGCCUACUCUUCCUUGCCAAAGGUGGGAAAACCGUGUAUUUCGGUGGCAUCGGAGAGAACUCGAAGAUCUUGACAGAUUAUUUCGAGCGGAAUGGAUCCAGGACCUUUGGAGCCGAUGAGAAUCCAGCUGAAGUCAUGCUUGAGGUCAUCGGUGCCGCACCCGGCUCGGAAACAACUGUCGACUGGCCACAAGUCUGGAAUAACUCUCCGGAACGUGCACAGGUUAAGACUACUCUCGCCGAACUAAAAGCAACCUUAUCCCAAAAGGAAGUCAUCCAAGAUGAUACUGCUCUUGAGCCUUACGCCGCUACUAUGCCUGUUCAGCUAUGGGCCGUUCUUCAGCGUGUCUUCGAGCAGUACUGGCGCACUCCUUCAUAUCUGUACUCCAAGACAUUGCUUUGUGUGGCUGUGGGUCUCUUUAUUGGCUUUUCAUUCUGGCGCUCUCCAACCUCCCUCCAAGGAAUGCAGAACCAGCUUUUCUCAAUCUUCAUGCUUCUAACAGUCUUCGGUAAUCUGGUCCAACAAAUCAUGCCCCACUUCGUCAUCCAACGCGCACUGUACGAAGCGCGCGAACGGCCUUCGAAAACAUACUCUUGGCAGGUCUUCAUCGUCUCCAAUAUUUUGGUGGAGAUCCCAUGGAAUGCGUUGAUGGGUGCAUUGAUAUUCUUCUGCUGGUAUUAUCCCAUUGGUCUUUAUCGAAAUGCGGAGCCUUCGGAUACCGUCCAUGAGCGCGGGAUAUUGAUGUUCCUUUUCAUCCUCAUGUUCUUGCUCUUUACAUCAACGUUCACCAAUCUCGUCAUCGCCGGUAUCGAAUCUGCAGAAGGAGGCGGUAAUCUCGCCCAGCUCCUCUUCUCACUGACCUUGAUUUUCAACGGUGUCCUAGCGUCUCCCUCGCAAUUCCCCCGCUUCUGGAUCUUCAUGUAUCGCGUCAGUCCGUUCACAUACCUGGUCUCAGGAGUGAUGUCCACUGGUAUAGCCAAAACCGCCGUCGUCUGUGCGGAACGAGAAUACCUAAACUUUGACCCGCCCUUCGGCCAGACAUGUAAAGAAUUCCUCGACCCCUAUAUGAGCUACGCAGGCGGCUACGUCACCAACGGGAACGCCACCUCAGCCUGCAGGUUCUGCACCAUGAGCGACACGGAUGCGUUCUUGGCGCAAGUAAAUGUAUUUUACAGCGAUCGAUGGAGGAAUUUCGGAUUGAUGUGGGUGUAUGUUAUUUUUAAUAUUUGCGGUGCUAUCUUCUUGUAUUGGCUUGCAAGAGUGCCGAAAGUUAAGAAGGAGAAGAAAGAGAAGAAGGAAUAG
Messenger RNA from Venustampulla echinocandica, 4392 nucleotides. Its product is annotated as p-loop containing nucleoside triphosphate hydrolase. Lineage: Eukaryota; Fungi; Ascomycota; Leotiomycetes; Helotiales; Pleuroascaceae. The record is from RefSeq and is a predicted model, not a curated record. The transcript is spliced from 12 exons. Gene Ontology annotation, molecular function: ABC-type transporter activity; ATP binding; ATP hydrolysis activity. Bases 1 to 4392 code for a protein of 1463 amino acids. Gene Ontology annotation, cellular component: membrane. Gene Ontology annotation, biological process: transmembrane transport.